Molecule: messenger RNA, 4298 nt
Organism: Schistocerca gregaria
Lineage: Eukaryota; Metazoa; Arthropoda; Insecta; Orthoptera; Acrididae
Gene: Hydr1
Product: phospholipase ABHD3
Exons: 8
Coding region: 1048-2253 (401 amino acids)
Biological process (GO): medium-chain fatty acid biosynthetic process; medium-chain fatty acid catabolic process
Molecular function (GO): acetylesterase activity; monoacylglycerol lipase activity
Source: RefSeq, a predicted model, not a curated record
AACAAACACGCUUUUUUCCAGCGUGUUUUGAUAUUUUCUAUAUUUACUAAUGUCAUUUCAUCAGCAUACAGUAUUUUUUGUUCCUUCUCACUAACGUCAGUAGUGGACAACAAUAGUGGACCUUGAGAUACAAAAUACAUAAUGGCUUAGAUUUGAGUUCUGCCUCCAGACUCUAUAGCCAUACAUUGGUUUCUAUUGCCUAUUGAUUGUAUUUAUUACGCUGCGUGCCCGUGCAUUUCAUAGCUUCCAAGAUUUUCAAUUAGUGCUGGUUGUGACGAAAACUUUAGACAUCUACAGAAAUAUGACAUAUAACGCGUUUCUUUUUUGUAAUGCAUUUAUAAUAGCUUCUAUUAGAAUUCAAAUAACUGUUUCUGCACAUUUCCAUUUUUGCAAUCAGAAACCUGUGUUUUUUAGAUGAUAACAUCAAUAAGUUUACGAAAAAUCAGUUCUGCAUAUUAUUUUAAUAGUAUUUUUUCUGUUCAUUUAUCACGAAUGUAAACAGUUCAUUGGAACUACUUUUCCGAAAUCAGUUUUCUUAAUACCUAUUUUCUUUUUGAUGUCGAACCAAACAUUUACAUAAAUGGCAAAGAGGUGGUAUUCUCUCUUUGGAGUCUCCAGUCUGUCGGCUUGACUUGUAUAUCUUUGGCAUGUGUUUCUAUUCUCUUUGUCGGAUAUGUCAAGUAGGGGCGUAACCUGUCCACAUUACGCAAUUGAUGAAUCAUCGACAAAUUCAUUGAGUGAAAUUAAUGAGAUGUAAUUCGCCAUGGAAUCGCACAAAGAGCAAUAUAAUGGUCUGGCACUUUAUUCUUGAAUCCAAGCAUUGAACGGCAUGAUGACAUCAAUUUCCCGUCCGAAUGUAUUAACUGCCAAGGACACCCCAUUCACAAAAUAAUAAAACAGGACGCUUUACACAUCGGCGAUAGCAGCGACGUUUUAUCUAGUUCCACUCAGCCGCUACGCGCGGUGUCAGCAACAGCGCCGUAAUUUAGUGGAGAGACGCUCUACAGACCGGUGGUUAGUUGGCGAUUGGUGAUCGUAACAUUUGAUAUGGAGUGGAUGCUGACACCGUUAGAUAUCUUGUCUGUUGUCCCAAGGUGGUAUGUGGGCGCCUGCUUUGGGACAGUGUUCUUCUUAUAUUACUUGCGCGAUGCCGUGAAACUACCAACCAUAGCGUGUGCUCCCGGCAAGUUCAGACAAUUUUUGGAAGAUAACGUUCCUAUAUUGAAGGAAAAAUUCUGGCCUACAUUAUGGUGUUUCGAAUCGCGAGCGCAAACUGUUUUGGCUAGCCUACUGCGCUCGCAACUUCUUCCCGAAAUUCUCUACAGAAGAGAAAUAUUGAGGCUUAGUGAUGGUGGACAAGUGGCCUUGGACUGGCUGGAGGAUGGCUGUGCCCCUAAGUCACCAAUUGUUAUUAUCCUUCCUGGUUUAACCGGAGCUAGUCAAGCAGAUUAUGUCAAAACACUUGUUAGAGCUGCAAACAAACUUGGGUUGCGUGUAGUUGUGUUCAAUAACCGGGGUCUUGGAGGUAUAUCACUGAAGACACCUCGAACAUACUGUGCUGCGAACUGUGAAGAUCUGUCAGCUGUUAUUCAUCAUGUGCAGACUCUCAAUCCAAAUGUUCCUUUAGCAGCAACGGGUAUAUCAAUGGGCGGAUUAAUCCUUGGAAAUUAUUUGGCUGCAGAAGAAUUGGCAGCACGGAAGAAGUUUGUAGCUGCUAUGGUUAUCUCAGUACCAUGGAAUGUUUUUAAAGGGUCUGAAAGCAUUGAAAAACCCUUUCUGAAUCUCAUGCUCAAUCGGCAUUUGUGUGAGGGACUUUGUAAACUGAUUGAAGGGGCAGAAGAACUUGGUAUUGAUGUUCCUUGGGACAUGAAUGAAAUUCGAAAGAGCAGAACAAUAAGGGAGUUUGAUGCAAACUUCACUGUGAAGCAGUUUGGUUUCAAAGAUGUAUUUGACUACUACAGUCAGGCAACACUCCACAACAAAUUGCACAAGAUAGCAGUACCUUUACUUUGCCUGAAUGCGGCAGACGAUCCCUUUCAGCCAUUAGAUGCCAUUCCAGUGGAGGCAGCAAAUAAUUCCAAGAAUGUCGCUAUGGUUAUAACUGCACGGGGUGGACACAUUGGCUUUUUGGAAGGAAUUAUGCCAGCUUACCAGACUGAGACACAGUACAUGAGCCGUUUGUUUUCACAGUAUUUUAGUGCUGUGUUCAGGGAAGAGACAGGAUUUUUUAAUUUAUUGGACAAAGCUGACUGAUCAUGUUAUAUUACUACCAAAGAUAUAUUGGUAAAAAUCACGUAAUUCUAUGGCUGCUUUCUUGUUGUUAUUUGAAAGUCUAUUAAAUGCAUUUACUAGAGAUAGUAAUUUAUAACUUGAGCUAAAAUAUUGAAAUGUAGCAUUUGGUUUUACAUUCAUGAUUUCAGAAGAAACGUGAUUACAUAGCAUGCUUCAUUUGGAGGUUUAAUCUCGUUUCUUCCACACUAUGGCUUUAUGACUAAAGAAUUAAUUUUAAAAGAAAUAAUUUUAAAUACUAUUUUGUACUUUUGUAGUUUAUGAAAAGAUACAGAGGCAUAUGACAUGUGCUGCAUUGUAUGCAUUCCCCCUUUCCUUUCUGUGAUAGUUUAAGCAUGGAUUUUUUUUUUUUAAUCAGGGCUUGUACAAUGUGUUUUAGAUGACAUUUUUGCCUGGUGUUUUUUUGUGUACUCAUGUAACUGUUAGUUGUUAUGGUUCACAUGAAAGUCAUAAAAUUGUAGUUUAAAUUGUUGAACAGUGGAGAAGAAAUUUGCAUUGGAAGUAGGGAUCAGAUUGGUUGUGUCAAAUGUGUGUAAGAGCAGUAUUAGCAAGUAAUGAAUUUUAUCUAUCCCCCUCCAAAUUAUUGAUGUGCCUCACUUGAUGACACACAUUUUAUAUUGAGCAGUUAUAAUGUGACUGAUCCUGAGCUGUGGUUGUACUGGUGCUACAUUGAGGAAAUACCAUUGCACAAUGUGUGAUAAAAAGCUGAUGUUGGCUAUAGAUGCUCUUCCACUUACAUAACUAACCUCUUGCAUCCACUGUGUGUGUGUGUGUGUGUGUGUGUGUGUGUGUGUGUGUGUGUGUGUGUGUGUGUGUGUGUAAAUAUACAUAGACCUAUUGCAUAAAAGCUCCAGGUGCAAGAUUAGUUUCUAACAGAAAGAUUGUGAAUUUUGUAAGGAUGUGUGACGUUAAAUCAAAGUGAACUACUUUGUUUGCUGCAGUAUUAUCUAAAAUAUAUGUAACAUAAUUAUGUCUACUAUAAAACACUGUCUUAGCCAUUCUGUCGCAUUUUCUUGAGAACUUAUCUGUCUUGCCCAUUUCGAUAAUCAUUCAUUUCCAUCUCUGUCCAGCUGUUCUCAUUAAUGCCAAUGUUUUAUUUUAAUUUUUGUAAGACAUUAUGUUUGUACAUUGCACAACAUUCUGUCUGUGUGGAUGUUGCACAAAUUUGUGCUUACUACUGACAGAAAUUUUUUCUUGUCACAUUACUUCACUAAUUUCAAUAACUGUCUGCAUUAUGGAAUGCUUUCAGUGGUCUUGCUUUGAAAUUUCAGGUAUAUUUGUAGUUCAUUCAUUCUGGCUGGCUGUCUUGGUACAAGAACAUUAUUAGUGAUAUUUUACAACUAAUUUUGAUGCAAGAUUUUAAAUUUUAUGUUCCUGCCAUUUUGUAAGAUACAGUGACUACACAUUAUUUGCAUAUAUAUGUUUGUUUUGUCUUCAGAGUUUAUGUGAAUGUUAGUAAUGAUCUACAGCAUUAGAAAGUUAAUUCUCAAUGCUGCACAACACUAAUAUUAUGAUAAGAUCAUUAAAAAACACCUUCAAUUACCCUUACGUCACUAUAUACUGUAGACUACUAUUAUCUGUGUUAGGUGGUAAUAGUAGCACUGAAUAGUUGUGUGUGUCUUCUUGUGUAUUAAAUUAAGUAUUAAUGCCUGUCAGUAUGGCCAAGAGUUAUAUUGUUUUUAUUUUUUUCAUUUUCUUUACUUGUGCUCUUAUGUUCUGAACAGUUACUCUUCUCAAUUUACCCAAAAGGCAUAUUACAGUAUCAAUAUUAUUGUAGUAACCUAAUGAUCUGCAGAAAACUUUGUGUAAUUGUAGAACAUAAGAGUUAAAUUAUUGCAUAGUGAUUAAGACACAUGUUGUGGUAAUCUUGGCAUAUAUGUGAUCUGGCCAAUAUGGUUUUCCAAAAUUGCAUUUUUAUAUAAAAUCAUAUAAAAUGUUUCUGACAGGACCAAAUUUAUGUGCACAGGAGAAGAGCGUAAAAAAAUAAAGCAUGAAAGAAGUGAAGAAAA